Messenger RNA from Musa acuminata AAA Group (dessert banana), 733 nucleotides. RefSeq lists its product as uncharacterized. The transcript has a single exon. NCBI's taxonomy places the organism in Eukaryota, Viridiplantae, Streptophyta, Magnoliopsida, Zingiberales, Musaceae. The record is from RefSeq and is a predicted model, not a curated record. The coding region runs from base 71 to 589 and encodes 172 amino acids.
UGCUCUCGCCGUAGCCUUUAGAGCUAAAAGAACACAAGCCCCCCUCCUCUCCCUUGUUGGUUCUUCCUUCAUGGAGGAGGGGGUACCGGUGAAAGAUGUCACCAUCAUGGCCCAAACUCCCCGCCACACGCUGCCGGCGAAGAAGCGGAGCACCCUGAGCAUCUUCCGUGCCGCUAUCGUCGCGCUCAGCGGCUGCUCCGCCAGCAAGAAGGAUGCUACCCUGGGUUCCCCGACGGGCGCCGACGGGAUGCUGAAGACCCUCGUGGGCAGCAUGCGCCCUCUCGGUCUCCCGCUCGAGUACCGCCCUCCGCUUCCUCUGCUACCGCCGCCGCCGCCCGCCGGGCACGAGUCCUUUCACGAUGCGUACCUUCUGCCCUCGCCCUCGUGCUCCUCCAGCGACGGCAUGAGCCGCUACGCGUCCGCGGAGGAUCUCCAGUUGCUGGACGAUGCCGACGACAGCACCGAGGCGGACGCCGGGGCUCCGAACGCGAUCGACAUGAAGGCCGAGGAGUUCAUCGCCCGGUUCUACGAGCAGAUGAGGCUUCAGCGUCAGGAGUCCUCCGGUGGCAGCAACCAGGCCGCGGCCUAACUCUACUUCCGAGCGGCGCGCUGUGUUAUGUGAUUGCGUGAGAGCCCAUUCAUGAGAGAGCAAAAUGGUUGGUUGUGUCACGUCUCUUAUUCGCUCCACUUGAAAUCAUUCCAAACAAAAGCAAUGAAUUGGCUAUUUCAUUAA